AUGGCGGCGAGGUUACGCUAUGGCGCGAUACCGCGACAGCAAUUUUCUACUUCAACUGAGGUGUGGGUGUCUGGUAGUAGGGCUGUGUCUCUGCACGAUCGGACGCCGUCGCGGCUCAUCGCCAUUGCUGGAGGCCUCGUGCUGAUCGCGCUGGUUUACGGACUUCAUCAUACGACCUCCGUCUCAUUGCUGUCGGAUCCGUCCAAGUUUCAGACUGAACAACGAGACAUUCUGAGACAUUCCAAGACAUCAACGGGUGACUCACAAGUCGAUGCCUUGAUCCGAGCGGCUGCCAAGGAGGUUGAGGCCGCCGCGCUGAAGAAGGUGAAGAGAAUGGAGAAGAAGACGAGGCUGAAUCAGGUGUUGAAGUCCAAUGUCAAAUCAAAGGUGACCAAGCUUGGACAAGCGGACGUUGCUCCCACCUUCUACGAGAAUCACAAGCCUGGCAUGUUGGGGAUCGCAGCCGUGUCGAAGUGGGUCCCUGAGGACCAUCCGGAAGGUCACAAAGAUUGUCCUCUUUCGGAUGUGGAUUGCGACGAGCUCUGGCCAUGGGGAAAGGUCCAUCCCAAGGACGCGGGCCCGCCGACGAGAGACGCAAAGCUGGGGGAUAACUUGAUUGGACUUGCGUCCAACGACGAUGUUGUCGUCGAAACAGAUAACAGUGGAUUGUACUCCAAAGCGCAUCCGUACGUUGAUCGCUUCGACCAUUGGCCGGAGGAGUCGAAGAAGAACAAGGAUCUUCUGUAUGGCUCUGCCAGGAGCAUCAUCCGACAGAAAUACACCGGCAUCGGAGACGUCUAUGUUCCCAUCGACAAAGUCGAAGAUCAAGAGCAUCUCAAGUCGCAUGCGGAUGACUUUGCGAACCUUGUGUUCGGCUCCUGGAAUCAGGGCUUCAACAAGCCGCACAAUCUGAAAGUGAAGAAGAGUGUUAGCAUGUUCGAUCAGCCCUAUCGGCAGCACAUGUCAGUUGCAUCAGGCAAUGGGAAGCAGGUAUACCACCAGCAAGGCAACUUGCCCAUUGGAAAUUCUCUGGGCAAGUGAGGAGGCGACAAAGAAUCUUUGAAGGUUGGAUGAGUGUAGGAGGUGAAAAAUGUGCGAUUAGAAGUUGACCAAACCGUUG
Molecule: messenger RNA, 1120 nt
Organism: Guillardia theta CCMP2712
Lineage: Eukaryota; Cryptophyceae; Pyrenomonadales; Geminigeraceae
Exons: 16
Coding region: 1-1041 (346 amino acids)
Source: RefSeq, a predicted model, not a curated record